Molecule: messenger RNA, 620 nt
Organism: Megachile rotundata (alfalfa leafcutting bee)
Lineage: Eukaryota; Metazoa; Arthropoda; Insecta; Hymenoptera; Megachilidae
Gene: Eth
Product: ecdysis triggering hormone
Source: RefSeq, a predicted model, not a curated record
AUAAACUGUGUGGUGAUUUUUUAGAUUCAAGUUGACGAUCAUGGUGGUCUUACGAUCUUUUGCGUCUACGAGAGGACUUGUCGUUGGGGCGUUCCUUCUUGCCACACUAGUAUCGAUUGGUCAAAAUGCAACAAAAGCGGACGAGGUGCCAGCAUUUUUUCUAAAAAUCGCGAAGAACAUCCCUCGCGUGGGGCGAAGCGACGGAUACGAUGGUUUCUUCCAGUCCCGACAGAACAUCCCCAAAAUUGGAGGACACGAUACACAGUCUGAAUCCUGGCCUGCGUACGCUAAUAACGAACCCUUCGCAAGACCCAUUAAGAGACGUGCGGACUAUCCACAGCUUCAAGACGCAUGGUCUUGGCAACAUUUUCCUCUUGCAAUAGAAGGACCUCGAGAACUCUGGCGAACUUUGGCAGGAUAUUCCAAGGACACGUCAGAUGAUAUCGAUAACGAAAUAUGGGAGCGAAAGAAGAGGACAGGGAACGAGGGUAUGGCUCCAGCAGAGAAUUAGCAUAAACGGAAUGCUGCGACCCAGCUACGGUGUCCAUUGAAGAUAAUACUUAUUACUUGUUGUGUCGGUGUAAGGUGUUGGGAAAAAUAUUGUGAACAAUAAACGUGUA